AUGGAUCUUGAAUCACAUGGUGUUCCUCGGCUUGAACUGGAGGCUGUUAUUGGGUUCAACGGGUAUGUGUUUUCUGGCCUGAGGGUUCAUCCAGACAAAGAGUACCUCAUCUAUCCACUGGGAUGCACAGUAAUUCUGAAGAGAAUUAAAGAUGGCAAACAGGAGUUCCUGCAUGGACACACAAACAAUGUAUCCUGUGUCUCAGUGUCCAAAAGUGGAUCAUAUAUUGCCUCUGGACAGGUCAACUUUAUGGGCUUUAAGGCUGAGGUAAUUAUCUGGGACUAUGCAAAGCGGACAGUGUAUGCCCAGUUGCUGCUCCACAAGUCUAAAGUGGAGGCCCUGUCAUUCUCUCCCAAUGACAAGUACUUGGUGUCGCUUGGGGGUCAGGAUGAUGGCAGCAUAGUGUUAUGGAACAUCGAGACCAAGCAGGCCAUCUGUGGGAGCCCAGCUUCAGCUCACAGUGCAGGUCACUGCCUCACUGUGCAGUACUCAAACACCAAUGACAACAUCUUUGUAUCUGCUGGGAGUGGGACAUUGCGAGUCUGGGAACUGGACCUCCCUAACAGGAAGAUUAGGCCCACAGAGUGUCAGACAGGCAAGCUGAAGAGGACUGCGAAAUGUAUAGAGAUCUCAGAAGAUGAUAAGUUCAUUUUCUGCGGCACCACCAGUGGAGACAUAAUGAAAAUCAACCUGAAGACGGGGCUUCUGAGUGAUUGUGGUCCAGUUAAAGCAAAGUACAGCCUGGGUGUCAGUGUCAUAAGGACACUGAAGUCAGGACACCUACUUGUAGGCUCUGGAUCUGGCACCUUCACUCUGUGUUCCGGGACUAAUUUCAAAACUCUGAAAGAAGUCCAGCUGGAAAAAGGAGUGACCUCCAUUGCUAUAAGAGGAGAAGGCCAGCAGUUCUAUGUUGGGACAGAGGCAGCUCAGAUGUACCGCUUCGGUUACGAGGACUUCAAAGCUGAACUCAUAUCCACCAGCCACAACAGCGCUGUUAAAGAUGUAGCCUUUUGUUUUGGAACAUCAGAAUUAUUUGCAACCUGCUCUGAGGAAGACAUCAGGUUGUGGCACAUAGACAAGCCCAAAGAGCUACUGCGCAUCACUGUACCCAACAUGACCUGCAAUUCCCUGGACUUCAUGGUUGAUGGACACAGUAUCAUCAGUGGAUGGAAUGAUGGUAAGAUUCGUGUGUUUGCACCGGAAAGUGGCCGGCUCUUGCUCAUCAUUCAUAACACCCAUAGAAUGGGUGUGACAGCCAUCGCUGGCACCAGAGACUGCAAGAGGAUCGUCAGUGGAGGCGGAGAGGGACAGGUGCGUGUUUGGGAGCUGCAGCCACGUGGCCACCGACUGCUGGAGACCAUGAAAGAGCACAAAGCUUCUGUCACCUGCAUCAAAAUCAAGAGUAACGACAAAGAGUGUGUCACUGCCAGCUCUGAUGGUACAUGCGUCAUCUGGGACAUAGUGCGAUUUGUGAGUCUUCAAAUGGUGAUUGACAGCACACUGUUCCGGACGGUGUGCUACCACCCAGAGGAAUACCAGAUUAUUACCAGUGGCUCUAACAGAAAGGUUACCUACUGGGAUGUGUACGACGGUUCAACCAUCAGAGAUGUGGAGGGCUCGCAGUCUGGGGCCAUCAAUGGCAUGCACAUCACACAGGAUGGCAAACACUUUGUGACAGGUGGAGAUGACAAACUGGUGAAGGUGUGGGACUACAUGGAAGGCGUUGUAACUCACAUUGGAAUAGCACAUGGUGGCAGUAUCACCAGCAUCAAGGUCUGCUACAACAGCCGCAUCUUGGUUAGUACCAGUGAAGAUGGAGCCAUUCUCCGGUGGAGGUUCCCCCACCCUGCUUCUGCUUAA
This is a messenger RNA of Scomber japonicus (chub mackerel), 1860 nucleotides long. It is a transcript of the gene cfap52, whose product is annotated as cilia and flagella associated protein 52. The transcript has 14 exons. Bases 1 to 1860 code for a protein of 619 amino acids. Gene Ontology annotation, molecular function: protein binding. Lineage: Eukaryota; Metazoa; Chordata; Actinopteri; Scombriformes; Scombridae. Gene Ontology annotation, biological process: cilium assembly. The record is from RefSeq and is a predicted model, not a curated record.